AUGGCUGACAUUGGCACCGACUCUGGAAAUCUCUUCCGUCUAAAAGACGUUCUCUCAUAUUUCUCUGCUGUCAAAGGUGAUCUCUCCAACGUUACUGCCCCGCCUUUUAUUCUAGCCCCGAGAUCGGCCAUCGAGAUUCCAGCCGCUUGGGCAUGUCAUCAUGAUCUCUUCCUACAACCUUCUGAAGAACCCGACGCCGGAGUGAGAGCGUUACUUUUGGCAAAGAAUUAUGUAUGCAGUCUUAAGCAACUUGUCGGCGCUGAUACGGAAGACGCGGGUAAGAAGCCAUUGAACCCGUUUCUCGGCGAAAUCUUUCUCGGCUCGUACUCCGACAAGGCUGGCUCCCAAUCACAAUUAAUUGUCGAGCAAGUAUCACAUCAUCCACCAGUCACAGCUUGUUCGAUAUACAAUAAAGAGCGUGGGAUAUCAUCUCGAGGGUUUGUGGGCCAGGAGACAUCUUUUAGCUUGGUCAGCGGAGUCGCAGUACGACAGACUGGCUACGCUAUUAUCAAGGACGAUAAACACGACGAGACACAUCUCAUGACCAUGCCAACAAUUCUCGUCAAGGGAGUCACAACAGGAAAUCCAUACCCAGAGCUGGAGGGUCCAAGCUACAUCACAAGCUCGAGUGGCUACAUGACAAAAAUUGAGUUUUACGGAAAAAGAGCAUUUGGGUUCGGAGAAAAGAACCAGGUCGUUGCCGAAAUAUUUGCGCCAGACAACAAGAAAGAACCACUAUAUUGUAUUACAGGACAAUGGACUGGUAAUUUAGUUGUCCAGGAUUCGUCAAAGAACACCCUCGAGGAGUUUCACAUCGAUAAAAUACCUGUAUCUCCACUAAGCGUCGCGCCUCUAGACAAGCAGACACCAUGGGAAUCGCGACGCGCUUGGUCAAAGGUCACGCACGCUAUCAAAGAACGAAAUAUCGAAAAAGUUUACGCUCACAAGAGUGCCAUCGAGGAUUCACAAAGAAGACGACGCGUGGAAGAAGAGAAGAAGGGUGUUGAAUGGAACAGACUCUUCUUUAAAAGAUCCGUCAAAGAUGACACAGUCGCGGAAGAGCUUCUGGCUAUGAUUCCAGAGAGACUUGAGGGUAUAGACUUUGCAAAGACAGAUGGGUCCUGGGCAUUUAUUGGAGUUGAUGAAACGGAGCAGUUGAAAGCGAAUUUGAGUACGGACACAUUACCAUGA
Messenger RNA from Fusarium venenatum, 1191 nucleotides. RefSeq lists its product as uncharacterized. The record is from RefSeq and is a predicted model, not a curated record. Gene Ontology annotation, molecular function: oxysterol binding. Lineage: Eukaryota; Fungi; Ascomycota; Sordariomycetes; Hypocreales; Nectriaceae. Gene Ontology annotation, cellular component: membrane; intracellular membrane-bounded organelle; cytosol.